Messenger RNA from Candidula unifasciata, 3263 nucleotides. Lineage: Eukaryota; Metazoa; Mollusca; Gastropoda; Stylommatophora; Geomitridae. The record is from the annotation of a GenBank genome assembly.
AUGAAAAAGAUGGUUGUCAAGGAAGUCAUAGAUAUUUUGAAAAGCAGAAAUAGAGGACAAGCAGACAAAGAGGCAGCAUAUGAAAACCUUGUGAGUAACCUGAAGAAUGAAUCUGCAUUUGAAGAGCAGUUGCGGGCUCACAAGACUGAACUGCUGAGAGUGCUGAUUCAAGACAUACAAGAUGGGGAAGAAACUGUUACUCAUAACGCCUUGCAAGUUCUUCACUUUUGUCUUCAGAAUGGACGUUGUGAAAGCCUCUCCAAGUCAGAGUCAGAAUCUGCACUGAAAUCAUUAAUUCAGUGCGGUAGCAAAGCAUCCUCUGUCGACAUAAUUAAACAGAUUUUUGACUGCUUAUCUGUUGAGACUUUUCAUCAAGACGUUCUGAUAAAUGAGAUUUCCUCUCUGUUGGACUUUACUGAAGAAAUGAAUUCUAAAGCCAAAGCCAAAUCCGUCUCCAUUUUGGACAAAAUAGUCAACUUUUUUGUCAGAAUUGAGAAACAAAUCGGAAAGAGCCUCAAACCGUCUUCACCUCGCUGGGCACGACUUGUCUUCCCAGGACUUGUUAAUGUGUCACAAGAAGUCAGGGAAGAUUCUUUGACUCUUCUGGAGAAGUUCAGGGUUGAACUGAGCAAUGCACAAGAUUUGAGCAAGCAUGUCAUUAAGGCUAUCAGUGCUGGUCUUGCAAAAUCGUUGAAAGCGCUAAUGGCAACACAUGAAGCAUAUGUUUUAAGAGUUUGGCCUCUGAUUGUGCAGGUAGCUGGCAAGGAACUGCACAAAGGAUCUACCAUAAAUUCCCUGUUGGAGAUAAUAGAAAUGGGCUUUAAAAGUUCUCAGGCUGGAAGGGAGAGUGCAUUUAUUGCUUGGAGAAGUCUUAUUGAUAAUUUUGCAUUGGAUAAAGCGCUGAUUUCUGACCCGAAACGUAUAAAGUUACUGCUAAUGGUUCUCAAGGUAGAUAAUGCAAAAGUUGAGUCUGUAGCUGUGGAGAAGUUGCGCACUUGGUGGCACUUCUGCGCAUGUUUGGGAUCAAAACUGGCGGUCAAUUUUGAAAUGAUAGUGCACCCAUUGCUUUACUUUUGUGUUGGCAAUGAUAAGCUCCAGCCUGGGGCUGACUUGGGUCAAACUCCAAGAUUGGCUUUGAAAACUUCAACAACUAACUCACCCUUAGGGCUUCACCAGUCGUCACCAAAAGUGAAAAGUAAUCAACCCAUAUUUUCAGAAGUACAAAAAUUAGGAAUUGAAAUUAUUGGUCACCUUGUUUCAAAAGUGGGGAAGUCUGAUGAUGUGGGCAAGGUUAUAUGGACACUUGCACCUUUGAGUGAUGAAGUCCUAGGAAGUCCUGGUAUGUUUGUGAAACAGGCCCCAAUCAUCAUGGCAGCCCUCCAUAAACUGUUAACAAAUGUUGGAAAUCAAAUUGAAGAAAACCUGGUCAUUUACAUAUGGACAAGUGUGGGGAAUCAUCUCAAAGCUGCUGUGGAUAGCUCAGUGAAAACCGAAUGUAGAGAUAUCUUUAGCACUUAUCUGAGCAUCCUACAUUUUGUGGUGCAAAAUCAACUGUUGGAGCCACAGACCAUUUUGAAAAUGAUUCAGAUCUGUUGCAGCUUUCCACAAAAAGUGCUGGCGUCUACAGCUUAUAACAUCACUGGAGGACAGACUGUUCGUGGCUGCCCAGCACAACUUCUCAGUGAACUUCUGUUGUCUGGUAACAUGGUUAAACAUGCUGGUGCUCAGGAAAACUUUAUGAAGUUGUUUUCCACACUGGUGAAUGCUGGAGCCAGCAAUUUGCCAGGGGCACUGCUGUUUUUGCAGAGUGUUGCAGAAAUGUUGGAUUCACAGGCAUCAUCCUUGCCAUCUGCUGAAUGUCUGUGGAGGUUAUGGAGCACCCUGGCACACACACUUCAAGACACAAUCAACACUACUAAUGAAGUGAAUCAAGGAGACGCGCUGGAGUACAGCUUUGGCUGCAUGCAUACAGUAUUGCUUCUGCCAAUUAAACAACAGCUCUUAAGUAAAAUAUCCCAGGUGGUUUGCAAAGCUCUUCUGAAGACAUGGAAAGAACUGUAUCACACUUUUGCCCGCUUAUCUGCCCUUGUUUCAACAGCUGAAGCCAAUACAUGUUUGGAAGAAAUGUGUGCAAAAAUAAUACAGAAUUGGUGCCCAGAGUUCAAGGAGGCGGUAACCUUGGAGUUUCUGUCAAAUGUCUGCCAGAAAAUGAUUGAAUGUGUGGAUUUCUCUGCUGCCUCAGUCAACCAAAGUCCAGGCAGUGGUUUAACCUUGAGCCCAGGCAAAUGGCUGCGAAAGCGGCAGCGGCCAUUGGGAAAUUUUCACUCCUUUGUACACCUGCUGGCAAUGCUGCAAACAGAAUGGAAUUCAGUUUUUUCAGAAAUGGACAACACAGACUUUCUCAAGACACAAACGAGUGCCGGUGCUGUGACCCUGGUGGCUCAUACUCUCGUUGAUGUGUACACAAAGCUGUUCACACACAUCUCCUCCACAAGUGUUAUUUCCAGUUGUCUGGCGAUUCUUGCAAGCCCCCUGGCAAGACUGUAUCAGCCAAACACAAAAUUAAACAGUGUGAAAUUGUUUGUUCCUUCAUUUGUCACUAAGCUUGAAAAAUUAUGGCAGGAGAUUGCUCAGUGCAUUACUGGACGUUACAAUGGUCCUUACGAUUCAGAGUUCUUAAACAACUUAUCCCCACUGUUGGAGGCGACACUUGAACACUCCCGUCGGAACAUCAGAAACCAAAGUCUUACCUUAUGGAACACCACGUUUGGCCGUAUGACUGGUCUUGAAUAUCCAAGCAGCUUAAAGAACACAGUAAUGAAGGUCAAAGAGACAAGGAAUAUUAUUCUACCAGGGUGUUUUUCAAAUGAUGAAGCUGUUGUUGCUGAAACUACGAUGUUACAAACUUAUUCACAGCUACCAGUUCCAGUUCUUCCCCUGUUGGCAUCCCCUAAACGGCCGAAGGGAAGUCUUCUACACUUAUCCCCAGGAAGACCACUCUCACCCAAACCUAGAGCAUCUCCUGCUAAAGUUAUCAGCCCAAAGGAAGUUCGCAAAUUAUUCUCCGGAACUCAGAAAAGAAUUGACCUGGAAUUAUUCCCCAAAGAAGUAAGCAUAACUUUAUGUCAUGAACCCAUGGGAAUUCCUAAAGAAGCAAGUAUAACCUUAUGUCAUGAGCCGAUGAGAAUUCCCAAAGAAGUAAGUAUAACCUUAUGUCAUGAGCCCAUAGGAAUUCCCACAGAAGCUACUGAGGGAUUUUUAAU